Molecule: messenger RNA, 2883 nt
Organism: Lepus europaeus (European hare)
Lineage: Eukaryota; Metazoa; Chordata; Mammalia; Lagomorpha; Leporidae
Gene: RNASEL
Product: ribonuclease L
Exons: 7
Coding region: 191-2428 (745 amino acids)
Biological process (GO): protein phosphorylation; mRNA processing; negative regulation of viral genome replication
Molecular function (GO): protein binding; RNA binding; ATP binding
Source: RefSeq, a predicted model, not a curated record
GCCCCGCCUCCUCCAGCCCUCCUGCCCCCAGGGGCAGGCUCCGGGGCCAGCAGUUGUCCAGGGAGCAGCAGGAGCAGCAGCCUGGAGUCCCUUCUGGCCGCUGUGAGACCGAAGCACCUGCCUCCCUCACUCCCAGCCUGAGCCCCAGGGCCGAGCCAGGCGGAGAGCUGCGGCCAGCUUGGCGUUCGCCAUGGACACCCAGGACCCUCACAGCCCCCAGGACGGCCCCAGGCCCCCCGGCAGCGGGGGCGGGGCGGAGGCCGACGGCCGCUCCCUGAUGGCCGCGGUGGCGGCCGAGGACGUGGCGCGGAUCCGGGAGCUGCUGGGGCGCGGGGCCCACGUCAACUUCCAGGAGCCGGAGUGGGGCUGGUCGCCCCUGCACAGCGCGGUGCAGCGGGACCGGCCGGACAUCGUGGAGCUGCUGCUGCAGCACGGCGCGGACCCCGGCCUGCGCAAGCGGAACGGGGCCACGCCGCUGAUCGUCGCGGGGCUGGAGGGCAACGUGCGCGUGCUGCAGAUGCUCCUGGAGCGAGGCGCCGCCGUGGACGAGCGCGACGCCCAUGGCUUCACCGCGCUCAUGGAGGCCGCCGGGCGUGGGCACGUCGAGGCCCUGCGGUUCCUUCAUGAGAGGGGCGCGCGGGUGAACCUGGCCCGGGAGACCACGCGGGAGCAGCAGGCGCUGCGCAAGGGCGGCGCCACGGCCCUCAUGGACGCGGCCGAGAACGGCCGCGUGGAGGCGGCGCGGGCGCUGCUGGAGCUGGGUGCGGACGUGGGCGCCCGCGACAACAUGGGCCGCAGCGCGCUCACGCACGCGCUGCUGAGCUGCCCGGCCGAGCGCGCCGAGGCCACGAUCCACCUCCUGCUGCGCCAUGGCGCAGACGCGAACGGGCAGGACGCCGAGGGCAAGACGGCCCUGAUCCUGGCGGUGGAGAGGCGGCACCUGGGCGCGGUGAGGGCGCUCUUGGAGCAGGAGCGCCUCAACGUGGACGAAAGGGACAGCGAGGGCAGGACAGCGCUGCUCGUGGCCACCCAGCUCGGCCUGGGCGAGGUGGCCCGGCUGCUGUGCCGCAGCGGGGCCCGCGUGGACUGCGGGGACCUGGUCUUGGCCGCCAGGAGGAAUUACGACAACGACCUCGCCCGGUUCUUUCUCAGUCUCGGAGCUCCAGAGCGACCGCAGGCCCCCGCCCAGGACUGGAGGCCCCAGAGCCAGCGCUGGGGGCCAGCCCUGAGCCGUCUCCACAGGAUGAACCGUCCCAUGAUCGGCAAGCUCAAGAUCUUUCUCGACCAGGACUACCGGAUCGCGCCCACGUCCGAAGGGGGCCUCUACCUGGGGCUCUACGAGGCCCAGGAGGUGGCCGUGAAGGUGUUCGCGCUGGGCAGCGCGCGGGCACGCCAGGAGGUGUCCUGCCUGCAGAACGGCCGGCCCAGCAGCCACCUGCUGACGCUGUACGGGUGCGAGAACGACCGGGGCCGCCUGUACGUGUGCGUGGCGCUGUGCGAGUGGACGCUGGAGGAGUACCUGCACGCGCACUGGCAGGAGGCUGUGGAGGACCAGGAGGACGUACGUGCCCGGAGGGUGCUGGCCACACUGCUCGCGGCCGUCCGGGAGCUGCACGAGUCCUGGGGCUAUGCCCACGGGGACCUGCAGCCACAGAACAUCCUCGUGGACACCAGGGGCGAUGUUCGCCUGGCGGAUUUUGACCAGAGUGUGCAGCUGGCCGGAGCCGCGCCGGAGGUCAGGCAGGAUCUUGAGGCGCUGGGGCGGCUGGUCCUCUACGUGGUCCAGAACGGGGACGUGCCCUUCGUGGAGCUGACGGCCAAGCCGCCCGCUGAGGUCGUGCACCGCUGUCCAGACGAGGAGAGCAAGGACCUCGCCCGCCAGCUGCUGUGCCCGGGCGAUGACGUGGGGGACCGGCUCGGCCGCCUGCUGGGCCACCCCUUCUUCUGGCCAUGGCAGGACCGCUUCAGGACGCUUCGGAACGUGGGCAACGAAUCCGACAUCAAAAGGCGGAAGCGUGGAAGCCAGCUCCUACAGCUGCUGCGGCCCGGGCUCUCAGAGCACCGCACAAGCUUCGCCCGCUGGACCCAGAAGAUCCACGGGGAUGUGAUGAGGGACAUGAACGCGUUCUAUAAAGACAGCAAUUCCUACAAGAACACCGUGGGGGACCUGCUCAAGUUCAUCCGGAACGUCGGGGAGCACAUCAACGAAGACAAGAACAGGAGGCAGGAUGAAGGCGCAGAUCGGAGACCCUGCCUGCUACUUCCAGAAGACGUUUCCAGAUCUGCUGAUGUACGUGUACAGGAAGCUGCGGGACACGGAAUACAGGAAGCAUUUUCCCCAGCUCGCUCCACACACUGGCCUCUGUGUGGCAGAGCUGGCUGGGCCGGCGGACCGGGCCCCGAGUGCUGGCCCCUGAGACUGGGGUGACGCGGCAGCAUCCUGGCAUUUGAUGGGCAGCGGCCGGGGACAGGGCCAAAGACGGCCCCCACCCCCCACACAGAAGCUCCCGAGGGGCUGUCUGCCCCCUCCCCGGCGCUUCUCUGGCUCCCUCCACCCGGAGCCAUGGCACCCCUGCUGCUGCCCCUGUGCCCACCUCGUCUGGAGUCCUGGUGGCCCCCGUGUGCUAUCUCAGCGAGGCUCCAGCACGGCCUCUCACCCCGAGGGAGCCGGGAGGGACCGACGACGCCAGAGGGCCAGCUCAGACCUGUCCCUCCGUGACUCCUUCCCGGUCACCGGACCGAAACGCUGUGCUUGGCUCCAGCGGUGCAGCUGACAGGUCCUGGGAGCGGGAGCUUCCGGGGUGGGGGUGGGGUGGAAGCUGAGCAGGAGCCGGGGCACCCAGCACAACACCCAUCCGUGUGUCCCGCCAGUAAACCUGCACC